UUAGUGCACGUUAGCAUCACAGUUGCAAGCGGGAAGUGGGUUGGAAAUUGCAUCACUGAUUUCAGACAAAAUGUCUUAUCAAUUGUAUAGAAAUACGACAUUAGGAAACACGCUACAAGAGAGCCUUGAUGAGUUGAUACAGUAUGGACAAAUAACGCCACAGCUUGCAAUAAAGGUGUUACUACAAUUUGACAAAGCUAUUAAUCAAGCUCUUGCAACGAGAGUUAAAUCAAGACUUACAUUUAAGGCUGGCAAAUUAAACACAUAUAGAUUUUGUGAUAAUGUGUGGACUUUUAUGCUAAAUGAUGUUGAAUUUCGUGAGGUUCAGGAGGUUGCGAUAGUAGAUAAAGUAAAAAUUGUUGCUUGCGAUGGAAAAACAUUGGAUGCAGAUGGAGCAGCAAAACGAUAACAAAUUUAGCAUUUUACAUAUGCAUGGGAAAUCUUUCUUUACACUGUUAAAAUAAUUUUGUGACGAAU
This is a messenger RNA of Cyphomyrmex costatus, 477 nucleotides long. Its product is annotated as transcription initiation factor IIA subunit 2. Bases 71 to 409 code for a protein of 112 amino acids. Lineage: Eukaryota; Metazoa; Arthropoda; Insecta; Hymenoptera; Formicidae. The transcript has 4 exons. Gene Ontology annotation, cellular component: transcription factor TFIIA complex. Gene Ontology annotation, biological process: transcription initiation at RNA polymerase II promoter. The record is from RefSeq and is a predicted model, not a curated record.